GGCACUCGCGUUCGGUUCAUCUGGAUUCUUUUCCCCACGUCCAAAUCAAGCUUAAUAUUCACCACAAAGUAUCGGAAUCGUUUUAAACCAACUUUUAAGCAUAAUGAAGACGUUUCUGAAUCUGUGAACUUCGCCGAUGGAGGAGAAGGCGCUCGGCAUCGCCCCGCCUUCGUUGGCCGUGGUGCUGCGGAGGGUGAGCGGCCGCGGCGAGAAGGACGCGUCGGUGGCGGAGGGCCAGCGGGUGUUCGCCGACUUUAAGGCCACUAACAUGCGGCAUUACUGGAACCGGGCGCUGACCCGGGCCAUGGCGGAGGUCCUGUUCCUGGGCUGGCUCGACGAGCACGUGUUGCUCAUUCGGGGACGCGAACGUCACCUUCAGGUGCUGAGGAACGGAUGGAUGAGGAGAACCUUGAAGGCACCUCCGGGUUUUCGCAUCGCCUCACUAGGUGACGUGUCGCCCAUCGGCAUGUCGCCCAUCAGCCAGUCGCAGUUCAUCCCGCUGGGCGAGAUCCUCUGCCUGGCCGUGUCGGCCAUGAACGCCGCGCACAAGCCCGUCAGCCAGGAGGCGCUGGUGGAGCACCUCGCCGCCAGCUUCCCAGGCGUGCCGACACCCAGCCUGGAAGUUCUGCGCCACACCCUGAACAUGCUGGUUCGAGAACGAAAGAUCUACCCGACACCGGAGGGCUACUUCAUCGUCACGCCCCAGACCUACUUCAUCACGCCCUCCCUCAUCCGAAGCAACAACAAGUGGUACCACCUGGACGACCGGCUGCAGGAGCGACAAGCGCACCCCCGGGCGCCGUGCGCCUCGCCCAAGCCCUCAGAGAGGCCCCCUCGCAAGAAUCACAACGACUCCUACGCCCCCCGGUGCGAGGAGCCGCCCGGGCCUCCGGGCAAGACGCCCAAGGAGCAGCAGAAGUCCGAGCCCCGACCGAGCAAGACCCCCAAGGACGGAGAACCUCCGGAGCGCCGCGGAGAGCCGCCGUCCUACCCCUACCCACCUCGUCUGGCCUCCCCCCCUGUCCAGCCGGCGCCCCAAGACCCGUCAGACAAGAACAAAAGCGUCCCGUCCUUCCCGUACAAAACGGACACCCUGACCAAAAAGAAAGAGGGGAACGCCGGCGGCGAGAAACAAUCCAAGCGCUUCGGUCUGCGGCUCUUCCGCCUGAGCUUUAAGAAGGACAAGAUGAGACAGCUGGCCACUUUCUCGGCGCAGUUCCCACCGGAGGAGUGGCCGCUGCGCGACGAGGACGCGCCGGCCACCGCGCCCGUCCCCCGCGAGAUCGAGAUGGAGAUCAUCCGACGGAUCAACCCCGACCUGACAGUGGAGAACGUGGCCCGCCACACGGCCGUCAUGAAGCGGCUGGAGGAAGAGCGCGCGCAGAAACACAAGGCCGGCUCGUCGGCGCAGCACAGCGCCCGCGGCCGGAGGGGGCGGGGCCACCGGCGGGCCCCGCACGGUAAGUCCCGCUCGCACAGCAAGCCGCGGACUUCCCGGGGGGAGCCUUCGGAGGGCUCCAACUGGGAUCUCCUUUUCAUGGAAAGGGACUACCGGUUCUUCAGCCACUCUUUGGUGCGCUCCCCCCGGGAGGCGGCGUACACACUGGAGCGGCGGCGGAGCGGGGGCGCCGCUUACCUGGUCCACAGCAACCCCAACAUCACCGAGUCGUACUGCCCCGUCACGCCCGAGUGGGACGUUUCCGGGGAACUGGCCAAGCGGCGGACGGAGAUGCCCUUUCCGGAACCCUCGCGGGGAACCUGCCAGUCCCGGGUGCAGAGGAGCCACAGUCACAAUCAGGACCGGAAGUCGCGUCACGAGCGCUCGGACCGGGCCAAGGAGCGCUCGCGCUCUAUGGACAACUCCCUCAAAGGGCCGAGCGAGGACUUCGAGGCUGGGCCGGAGGAACGCGGGCACUACUACACGGACGACGGCACCCUGCGCGCCACGCAGAAGUCGGGCCACUACUCGAGGAUCGUCUUCUCCGCUGCUAAGUUCCACUCGGAUUUCAAUGUGCCUGAUUUGGGGAAAGGGAGCGCGGACGAGUUGAGGAACAAGAGCAGGGACAGCCUACCCACGUACAACGAGCUCAUGGGACUUUCUCCCAAGCCCUCGGCCGACGAGUACUUCCAGUGCAAUACGUCGAACGAAACAAUCCUAACCGCCCCCUCGCCUCAGGCAAAAUCGGAAUAUGACACCUUGACCUCAUCGGGAGGACGGCGGAAGGGCUCUCCGGCGGAGCGCCAGACGCCUCGCCUCGCCUCUCCGCACAAGGAGGACUCGGCGGCGGCCAAGGGACAGAGCGGCGGGGGCGGCUCGGCGCGCCAGACGCCGGAGCCUUCGCAGAGCACCCGCCUGACGCCGCACCAACACAACGUGGACCCCGGCGGAGGCCUGUCCCUCAAAAGGAAGGAAAUCUUCAGCAAAGACACCUUGUUCAAACCGCCGCACAACGCCUACGCGGACGGCGGCUACGGCAAGUCCGGCACGUUGCGGAAAGCCUCGCACGGCAAAUCCGCCGAGGCCCUUGACAAUCCCGAGCCACAGCAGCCUUCCGAUUCCGCCGCUUCGCCCGCGCUCUGCGCGGAGCCCGCCGUCCCCGCCGCCUCCUUCGACUACUACAACGUCUCGGAUGACGAGGAGGCGGAGGGGGACUCGCACAAAGACUCGGCCGAGGACGCCAAGGACCUCAGAGAAGCGGGCGGGAACGGAGGGAGCGGUGGGGGCACCGGCGGGGGCGGCGGUGGCACCGGCGGAGAGGGCACCAUAAAAUGGCUACUGGAACGAGAGAAGGAGCACGAUCUGCAGCGCAAACUGGAGACCAACCUAACCCUCCUCAGCCCCAAGGAGACGGAGAACAGCAGCAGCCAGAAGUCGGCCCACUCGGCGCGCUUGGACAGCAUGGACAGUAGCAGCGUCACCGUGGACAGCGGAUUCAACUCGCCCAGGACGCGCGAGAGCCUGGCGUCCAACACGUCCAGCAUCGUGGAGAGCAAUAGGCGUCAAAACCCGGCGUUGAGUCCCGGACACCACGUGGGCCCGGGCGCGGGGCUGCCCUUUACCUUCCGCGCCGCCCCGGAACCGCCGGCGCCGUCGCAGCCCGACAAACUCCAGAAGCCCGCCAACUGCCUGGCCUCCAUCACCAGCGUGUAGCCCACCGGGCGUAGGUACACAAACUGUUUGGAAACGGCACGAUUGAGUCCAAAGGCUGUCCUACAAAAUGCCUGAUUAAAAUGCGCUUGCUUCAAAAAGAUUUCCUACUCAGAGAUAGAUUAUUCAUCUGUCUCACAUCUGUCUCUCUCAUGUUGGAGGCCUUGUUCAGACAGACAGCCAAAAUCCAAUUUUUAGCCCAUCCAAAUUAAAACCAAAUGGCUCUUUUGUAAUCUGAACAGUCCCAAUCUGAUUUUUGCGAAACGGUUUAAAAACCACAUUCGAUUCAUAUCCGAUAUGGACAAGAUGCUUCUCAGUCCAAACAGCUCAUUUGGGUGUUGACCAUCAGGCUUCGUUGCCACACAAACCUGUCACAGUGUGUCAAUAAUGUGACCCAGUCUGAACAGGAUCAGAUCUGUUUUGGACACUUGCUAGAAAUAGUGUGAACAGUCAACCCUAAAAUUCAGAUUUGAGGAGAAAACCCAAUUGGAAUCACAUAUGCCUGCAGUCUGAACGCACUAUUUCCCAAUAUCUAUAGAAACUGAUCCCCAAAUUCCUCCAAAUCAACAGGAAGUGAACCAAAAAUGAUAUUUUUCGUGAUAUUUUUAAAACUUGUAAAACCACUACCACUCUAAAACGUGGAAGAAUGACGAGUAUUGAGCAAAGUGCAUUGAAAACGUCAUCAGAAUGCCCGGCGCCUUUGUGCAACCCGAGCUGUUUGUGUACCUACACCGUCGGGGUGCGUCGAGCACUCAUUUUUGUUUUGUUUUUUUUUGCUUUUUUCCAUUCUUCUGGUGUCUCACACAUGCACACACCUUGGGAAUCUAACAGGACUGUUACAAACCACGGAAAACAAAACAGGCAUGGCUUCUAGAGACUGUUCUUCGACGAGAACUUGACUGCAAAAAAACAAAAAAAAAAACAAAAAAAAAAGAAAGAAAUGGUAAUAAUAAGAGGAGACUUCUUGGGCGACUUGUAUGGGAAUUUACCGGUUAGUAGAGUCUAGGAUUGCAGCUUUUUCGAUCACCUCAUGUCCAAUUGGGUGUUGUUCUUCUCGAACGAAGCGAGGCUCGGCGGACGGGUUAGCACAAUGUGGAGAGCGCCAAAAGAAGAAAGAUUAGAAAUCAGCUGCGGUUUGUGUGGCGCAAUGCAAACCAUGUAAUGUAUACUCCAUACUUUUGAUAUUUAAUUAUUAUAAUGGUGGUAUUAAAGAUGCUAUGUGACCAAAAAGCAGGUUUGGAUAAAAUGGCUGCCUAUCUUUUUUUUAAUGAUUAAUUUCAUGUACUUGCGUAUUCCCCCAUUGGUAUUUGAUAUACCGUAAUUUUUGGACUAUAAGCCGCUACUUUUUUCCUCCAUUUUGAAUCCUGGGGCAUAGACUUCAUAAAAUAUUGACGGGACACGGGACACUGACACUGCGCCACUCCUUUGGGUACGGGGCCUGCCCACACCUAGCAUCAAGGGGAGCUAUUCUCAAACACACACACGCAGCGAUGAAACGCCGGAUUUAGGUUGAAAAAGUACGAAAGCUGUACUGCAUACAAACAGGAAGGAUUGUCUCAGGAGUGAUUCAUUCGAGGAUUCAAGGUAAUUGUUAUAUUUUUCGUACCAUGCAUGCAUUUUGAAACAUGAAAAAAAAAUCAAUGGGAGAAUUUAGCCACUAUUUCACAAUAUUUAGAUAAAAUAAAUGCUAACUGCCCGUUUUUUUUGCUUUUAACCAAAAAUCGAGACUGUUUUACAUUCAUAUCUAUUAAAAAAAUCAGGAAUUCAAGCAUUUAUUCACAAGAAUUUACAUCGUAAAAAGCUCUUUGUUGUGAUAAGGCGGCGCCACAUUGGCUUAAAGACUAGCAUCACAGUCGACAUAUUCACGUAAAAUAAAUGCUAACUGUCCGUUUUUUUGCUUUUAACCAGGAAUCGAGACUGUCUUACGUUCAUAUCUAUAAAAUAAAAUUCAGGGAUUCAAGCAUUUUGGCCAGCUUUGACGGCGAUAGGCCCCCUAUGAAUCGGCCCUGUGUCCUGUCAGUAUAUUAUGAUGUCUAUGCCUGCAGCUUAUAGUACAGUACAGCUUAUUUUAUUUUAGUUUUUUUGGGUUAAUAGGUAUCACUUUAUUUGAAAGCGGCGUCAUAAGACUGUAUAAGACCGCCAUAAUUAUCACAUAGUAUUGACGUAUGUCAUUGACGUAGUGCAAACAUAUGGCACUUUUUUUUUUUAAAUGUCAAUUGUACUAUUUUUUAUGUCUAGCAACUAACUCGGGUUGCCAAAAGUAUCGUUACCUUACAUACAUCGAUUUUGAAAUCCCGCCUGUGCUUCAAAGUAGUCGACACUGCUUUGUUAUGUGGAUUGCCGCCACCUGCUGGACUCCAGUGGAACUGCGCUACUUGAAUCCUUACCUCCUACACGUAAAAGAGGCAGUGACCCACAAAAUAUUUUUUAUUUGACACGUCUUCCUGUUACAGUCCACUUGCAUCGGGGUCAAAUGUAGUAGUGACCAUACAAGAUUUAUUUUUAACCCACUGGCUGCCAUUGAUACCGAUACACAUCCAAUCCAAUUCAUACGGACUCUUCGGAUUUGGAUGUUUAUCGCUGUCAGUGACAUAUUUCAGAUGAUUUGGCCUUGAUGGAGGGGUCAUAUAUAGUUUUUCAUUGAUGUUUUGCA
Corythoichthys intestinalis (scribbled pipefish) is the source of this 5801-nucleotide messenger RNA. RefSeq names its product storkhead box 2a (gene stox2a). Gene Ontology annotation, biological process: regulation of transcription by RNA polymerase II. Gene Ontology annotation, molecular function: RNA polymerase II transcription regulatory region sequence-specific DNA binding. Gene Ontology annotation, cellular component: cytoplasm; nucleus. The transcript has 4 exons. Bases 137 to 3151 code for a protein of 1004 amino acids. The record is from RefSeq and is a predicted model, not a curated record. NCBI's taxonomy places the organism in Eukaryota, Metazoa, Chordata, Actinopteri, Syngnathiformes, Syngnathidae.